AUGUUCCCUUCGAGAUCGACCAUCUUCGCCCUUCUGUUCACCGCUUGUCAGGUCUCUGCCCUGGUGAUCCGGACGAUUGGUGGCGGUAGCGGGCUUAGUCGACGACAAAGUGCAGGGGAGGUGGUAACACAGUGCACGGAGCCCAACACCGUUGCGUUGACCUUUGAUGACGGCCCAUUCAUUUAUCUUAAUGAAAUCGUGGACACCCUCACGGAAGCAGGAGCGAACGGGACCUUCUUCUUUAGGGGAUGCAUUUACGACGAGGCCAACGUCGAUCGGGUGAGAUAUGCCUUUGAGAAUGGUCACCAAAUCGCUUCGCAUACUUGGUCCCAUGCGAGACUCCCAGCUCUCAGUCAAGCCGAGCUGCAUUGGGAGUUUUGGUUGCUCGAAGAGGCGCUGUUCAAAAUCACCGGAGCCUUCCCUCGGUUUACCCGUCCUCCGUUCGGUGCAUUCAACGAUGAUGUUCUUGAGGUUGCGCGCUUCCAUGGCCAGAUCAUUGCCAACUGGGACUUCGACUCUCGCGACACAGGUGGAUACUCUGCCCUUCAGAGCAUCGAAGGAUACAACAGUCUCAUUGCGUCUCGACCCUCUUCUAUCCUCACGUUGAACCAUGAGAUCAACGAGGGGACUGCGAGGGUAUUGAUUCCUGAAAUUGUUCGCUCUUUGCAAGCCGCCGGGUACAGGCUCGUCACAGUCGCCGAAUGCCUUGGUGUAGAGCCCUACUUAUUCCAGGGAGAGCCACAAGAGCGCGAUGAUACUUGGGCCUGCACUUACCGAAGGAGAACUUGA
Molecule: messenger RNA, 789 nt
Organism: Coprinopsis cinerea okayama7#130
Lineage: Eukaryota; Fungi; Basidiomycota; Agaricomycetes; Agaricales; Psathyrellaceae
Product: chitin deacetylase
Exons: 10
Coding region: 1-789 (262 amino acids)
Biological process (GO): carbohydrate metabolic process
Molecular function (GO): hydrolase activity, acting on carbon-nitrogen (but not peptide) bonds
Source: RefSeq, a predicted model, not a curated record